Molecule: messenger RNA, 2924 nt
Organism: Pungitius pungitius (ninespine stickleback)
Lineage: Eukaryota; Metazoa; Chordata; Actinopteri; Perciformes; Gasterosteidae
Product: vesicle-fusing ATPase-like
Exons: 22
Coding region: 105-2351 (748 amino acids)
Biological process (GO): intra-Golgi vesicle-mediated transport; Golgi to plasma membrane protein transport; SNARE complex disassembly
Cellular component (GO): Golgi stack
Molecular function (GO): ATP binding; ATP hydrolysis activity
Source: RefSeq, a predicted model, not a curated record
CGCCUCCGAACACGUCACUUUCUCGUUCUCGCUGUCCUGUCAGCGUCGGGUUUUAUGUUGAGUUGCAAUUGAACCGGAGUAAAACGACUAAGAAAAGUACAAAAAUGACCGAGCGGAUGAUGCAAGCGGCUCGAUGCCCAACGGACGAACUCUCGUUGACCAACUGCGCCGUCAUCAAUGAGAAGGAGCCCCAGUUCGAACAGCACGUUACCGUGCGCAACUUAGCCCGCACGUACGUGUUCACCUUGAAGAAGCACCCCAGCGUGAGCCCCGGGACCAUCGCCUUCGGCCUGCCGCAGAGAAAGUGGGCCGGCCUAUCGAUUGGACAGGAAGUUAAAGUAACAAACUACAAGUUUGACAAGUCCAAACAGUGUAUAAGCAGCAUGACGGUGGAGAUUGACUUCCUGCAGAAGAAGUGUGUGGACAGCAACCCGUACAACUCCGACAGCAUGGCCACAGAGUUCCUCCAGCACUUCAACAACCAGGCCUUCAGCGUGGGCCAGCAGGUUGUGUUUAGUUUCAGUGAUAAGUUGUUUGGAUUAGUAAUAAAAGAUAUUGAGGCCAUGGACCCGAGCAUCCUGAAGGGAGAACAAGGCACUGGCAAGAAACCAAAGAUUGAGAUUGGGUUGUUGCUGGGAAACAGUCAGGUGAUUUUCGAGAAGUCAGAGACGUCAUCCAUGACUCUGAUUGGGAAAGCCAAGACCAGGGAGUCCCGCCAGUCCAUCAUCAGCCCGGACUGGAACUUCGAGAGGAUGGGCAUUGGCGGCCUCGACAAGGAGUUCUCCGACAUCUUCCGCAGAGCCUUCGCCUCGCGAGUCUUCCCCCCCGACAUCGUGGAGCAGCUGGGCGGUAAGCAUGUGAAGGGGAUCCUGCUGUUCGGACCCCCGGGCUGCGGUAAGACCUUGAUGGCGCGACAGAUCGGCACGAUGCUGAGGGCCCGCGAGCCCAAGAUCGUCAACGGCCCCGAGAUCCUAAACAAGUACGUCGGGGAGUCCGAGGCCAACGUCAGGAAGCUGUUUGCGGACGCGGAGGAGGAGCAGAAGAGGCUCGGCGCGAACAGCGGCCUCCACAUCAUCAUAUUGGACGAGAUUGACGCCAUCUGCAAGCAGCGCGGCAGCAUGGCCGGCAGUACGGGGGUCCACGACACCGUGGUCAACCAGCUGCUGUCCAAGAUCGACGGCGUGGAGCAGCUCAACAACAUCCUGAUCAUAGGUAUGACCAACAGGCCCGACCUGAUCGACGACGCCCUGCUGAGGCCGGGCAGGCUGGAGGUGAAGAUGGAGAUCGGGUUACCGGAUGAGAGGGGCCGCAUCCAGAUCCUCCACAUCCACACCGGCAAGAUGCGUCAGAACCAGCUGCUGGCCGCCGACGUGGACAUCAAGGAGAUGGCGGCGGAGACCAAGAACUACAGCGGCGCAGAGCUGGAGGGCCUGGUCAGGGCGGCGCAGUCCAACGCCAUGAACCGACACAUCAAGGCCAGCAACACGUUGGAGGUGAACAUCGAGACGGCCGAGAAGCUGCAGGUCAGCAGACUCGACUUCAUGACCUCGCUGAAUAACGACAUCAAACCUGCGUUCGGCACCAACCAGGAGGACUACGCCAGCUACAUCAUGAACGGGAUAGUCCGGUGGGGCGACCCGGUGUCGGCGGUCCUGGAGGACGGGGAGCUGCUGGUGCAGCAGACGAAGAACAGCGAGCGCACGCCGCUGGUGUCUGUGCUCCUGGAGGGUCCACCCAACAGUGGGAAAACGGCGCUGGCCGCUAAGAUCUCGGAAGACUCCCAGUUCCCCUUCAUCAAGAUCUGCUCCCCCGACAACAUGAUCGGACACUCGGAGAUCGCCAAGUGCCAAGCCAUCAAAAAGAUAUUUGAAGAUGCCUACAAGUCCCAGCUGAGCUGCGUGGUCGUGGAUGACAUUGAGCGGUUGUUAGACUACGUCCCCAUUGGCCCCCGCUUCUCCAACCUGGUGUUGCAAGCUCUGCUGGUGCUGCUGAAGAAGCCCCCCCCGAAGGGCCGCAAGCUGCUGAUCAUCGGCACCACGAGUCGUAAAGACGUCCUGCAGGAAAUGGAGAUGUUGAAUGCUUUCAGCACCACCAUCCACAUUCCCAACAUCUCGAGGGGGGAGCAGCUGGUGGAGGCCCUGGAGCUACUUGGCAGUUUCCAGGAAGUGGAGCGGGCCGGCAUAGCGAAAGCCGUGAAGGGCAAGAAACUGUGGAUCGGGAUAAAGAAGUUGCUGAUGCUGAUUGAAAUGGCCGUGCAGAUGGAUCCUGGCUCCAGAGUUAGCAAGUUCCUGAGUCUGCUGGAGGAUGAGGGAGCACUAGAGCUUUUUAGUUCCAGUGGAGCGACGUUGUAAAAGAAGAAGCAUCCUUCAGCGUUAUCCGGGUAAUCCGGCUCUGCGAGAAGCUGGUCCCAGCAGGACGGGCGGCCCAAGGUGACAACGAACCAACACAAAACAACAACAACAACAACAAACAACUACUCUUCAGCAACUUCUCAAACCCGCAGCCGGAGGUUCGCCUCCUCUCAUCCCCGCCUCCUGAGACGCGCCGAAGUGGUUAGCGCUGCCUAAAAAUAGUCGACUACACAGGUGCUCUCCUGUGGCGGCACGUCUCCUCCUCCGCCCCCCCCCCCCCCAAGUGAGUUCCCAUCCCCGAAGCUCCGUUCCUGCAGCAGGGCAGAACUUCCUCCUCAGCACCCUGGGGUACAUGGAACUUCACACACGCAGAAGCGGCGCUGCGUUUUCCAGAAAAAUAGUUCUGUAACCUCCAUGUGACGCCCCAAGAAUCACUUUGGGACGUUAUAUAUAAAUAUAUAUUUAUGUAAAUUUACGAUUUAGAGUCCUAUCUACAGCAUCUAGACGCUAAUCUCAACACAGUCUGUUUAUAUCAGACACAUUUGUUUUUUGUAUUCUGAUCAUUCCAAAGCC